This is a messenger RNA of Naegleria fowleri, 1338 nucleotides long. RefSeq lists its product as uncharacterized. Lineage: Eukaryota; Heterolobosea; Eutetramitea; Acrasida; Naegleriidae. Gene Ontology annotation, cellular component: cytoplasm. The record is from RefSeq and is a predicted model, not a curated record. Gene Ontology annotation, molecular function: protein domain specific binding. The transcript is spliced from 3 exons. The coding region runs from base 1 to 1338 and encodes 445 amino acids.
AUGAGAGCUCUCAAACAACGAAUCAAGGUCAAAUUAGGAAAAGCUGAGUCAACCCAAGACCCAGAAGGUUAUCUUGAACUACGCGAUCAGGUACAAAAAACUGAAAAGUAUGUAAAGGGAGCUUUGAAGAUUGUUAGGAAUUUUUGUCAGAAAUCGGAAGCCAUCACUAAAGUUCAAAACGAAGUAGGACAAUAUCUAGUAGAAAGUGGUAUGCAGACUAAUGAUGAAGUCGGAGAAUCAUUAAUGAAGAUUGGAGAGGGUUUAAAAUCUCUGUCAACAAUUCAUCAUGUCAUGUUAGUUAAUAUUGUCGAAAAGUUCAUUCAACCAGCCACCGAUUUCAAGAAAGAUGUCAAGGACUCUGAACAAUCACAUAAAAAGUAUGACAAAAAACGUCUUGAAUUUGACGCACAAGUCGAUCUUGUGAAUGGACUCAAACAAAAGGGUGACAAAGUAGACCCACAAAAGAUUCAAGCAGAAGAAGAAAAACAACAACAACUCGAUACUGAAAAGGAUGAAGCAUUCGAAGAAGCUCUUGAGGAAACUUGUGAUGUUUUAGUGAAGAGACAAACCAAACACUUAGCUCAACUCAAUGAAUUAUUAAUGAGCUUCCAUCACUUCUUUGCAGAAGGAUAUACAUUGACACAUGAUUUAAAGGAACCACUCGAAAAAUUGCUUGAAAAGUCCAACAAGAGAGCAUCUUCGUUCAAACAACAAACAAUUGAUUCUAUUGGAGGAGGUAGUUCUCUUCGAUCUACUCCAUCACAAGCCUCCGUUACAACAUCACAACCUUUGAAAACACCAACAACAACAACAUCAGAGACCUCUGCUACUUCUACAAGUGCAAAUACUUCAUCAGCAGGAGCUUCAGGAAUGGCAAAUGCAUUCAAAUUGGGAGGAGGAGGAGCCAAACCAACUAAUGGUAAUACAACCACUUCUAGCGCAUCAAAAGAAUCUGUUCUUUGUACAUGUAGAGCUAUGUAUGACUAUGACGCUCAAGAAAGUGGAGAAAUAUCAUUCAAAGAAGGACAAACCAUUUUAGUGUACGAAAAAGAUGAAGCAGGUUGGUGGAAGGGAGCUGUGGAAUCCACUCCUAAUAAGGUUGGUCUAUUUCCAAGCAACUUUGUUGUGGAUACCUCAUCAAAGGCAAGUGGAAAGACUACAUCUGCACUGUAUGACUAUGAUGCACAAGAAUCUAAUGAGCUAAGCUUCAAAACAGGAGAUGUUAUUGAAGUAUUGGAAGAAUCUGAAGGAGGUUGGUUUAUGGGUCGCAACUUAUCCACAAACAAAGUUGGCUUGUUCCCUUCUAAUUUCACAGAAUUAGGAGCAGCAGAUCAAUAA